Messenger RNA from Closterium sp. NIES-65, 453 nucleotides. NCBI's taxonomy places the organism in Eukaryota, Viridiplantae, Streptophyta, Zygnematophyceae, Desmidiales, Closteriaceae. The record is from the annotation of a GenBank genome assembly.
AUGACGACUGUCGCCGACUUCCACUCCACUCGCUACACCAGCUGGUGCCCGGAGCGCAAAGACAUCGACCAAUGGGCGAGCACUGUCGCGGAAGGCGGAGCUCCCAAAGACUGCCGCUUCCAGCCGCUGACGCUGCUCCCAGAGGAUCACGAAGACGCGGAGGCUUGUAACGAGUACGACUACGCGGCGUGCGCGGAGGAGGACCUCGACGCGUAUCUCGAGUCGCUUCCCAAGUCGAACCGAUGGACAGAAUUGGAGGCGUCGUGCGCGUGGCUGGACCAGGCCAACAUCCGCAUCGAGGAGCUCGACCUCACACAUGGGCUGCCGGAGCAUCUCGUCCUCAACCAGCCACUCGUCCUCCUCUCCUGGCGUCCCUUUAGGUCCACUCCACCACCACUCUUCCUCCUCCCCGGGCAUGACUGUAGGCCCACUCUACCAAUCCUCCUCUCCUAA